AUGAAUGCGGUGGUGGGGGAGGCCCUGGAGGUCGUCUCCAUCGACAGGCCCAUUCUGACGCCGGGGCAGGAGCAGGAUAAGUGGCUUGGCGAGGCGGUGCAGGCGGUGAAGGAGAAGGCGGCCCGCAUGAAGACGUACAUCCGUCAGCGGGAAUUCAUCCACGUCCUGCGCAACGCCUCGCAGAUGCUGCUGGAGCUGCGCACGGGCAUGUUGGCCCCGCAGCACUACUACGAGCUGUACAUCAAGGUCUUUGAUGAGCUGCAGCACCUGGAGCAGUACAUUGAGGAGGAGCACAGCCGCGGGCGGUCGCUGGGGGAGAUGUACGAGGUGGUGCAGCACGCCGGCAACAUUGUCCCCCGCCUGUACCUCCUCAUCACCGUAGGAUCGGUCUACGUCAAGUCCGGCGAAGAGCCUGCCAUUGAGAUUAUGCGGGAUUUGGUGGAGAUGUGCAAAGGGGUACAGCACCCCACGCGGGGGCUCUUUCUGCGACACUUUCUCUUGACAAUGAUGAAGAACAAGCUGCCUGGCGACAGCGGCCGCGGAAGUGCGAACAGCCUGGAGAAUGACGGCGGCACGGUGGAGGACACCGCCGAGCUCAUUCUGCAGAACUUCAGCGAGAUGAAUUGGCUACUGAUCCGCAUCGAGGCUAAGGCGCCACCGCGGGCGGUGGAGGUGCAGAGUCAGCUGCACCGCAGGCAGAGGGACCGUAAGGAGCUGUGCGUGCUGGUGGGCAUGAACGUCGUGCGCCUCUCGCAGCUGGAGGGGGUGGAGCGCCAGGCGUACAAAAACACCAUUCUGCCGCGCCUGCUGAACAUCAUCGUCAAGUACCGCGAGCCUCUGGCGCAGCAGUACCUGCUGGACGUUAUCGUGCAGGUCUUCCCCGACGAGUUUCACCUCUUCACCCUCAAUGAGCUGCUUGCCGCCCUCGAGGACGUCUCCUCGGGCGUGGACGUGUGCGCCACCCUGGCCUCCCUCAUGGAGCGCCUCGGCAACUACGCGACCUCGCUGCGGGAGGGCCUCGCCGAGGUGAGUGGUCGCAAGGAGGAGAGGCUCCUGCAGACGAUGUUUGACGUGUUCAAGGCGCGCCUUGACGCCAUGCUGGCCGCAAGUGAGGCGAGGAACGGCAGCAGCAGCGGCAAGUUAACGAGUAGCGGUAGCAGUGACAAAAACAGCGGCGGCGGCGGCGGCGGCCACCCAAAGCACCCCUUCACCCUCGCCGCGUACCUGCGGGCGAUGAUGAGCCUCGUCCGUCUGACGCUGAGGGCGGACCGGGCGGCCGCCGUGGAGCACAUCGGCGCCGUCUUCACGGCCGUGGCGGGGCAACUCACCCUCCCGCUUAAGGAACCCUUAGCAAGGGCGAUCGAACGCAUGAUUGUGCACGUGAUUGAGACGCUCAAGGACCCCAGCGUCGUCCUCGGCAUUCUGGACCUGGAGGUUCUGACGCAGAAGCUGCCGUUCUUCUCGCGGCGGGUGGUGGCGGUCACGUUGUGCUCCGCUAGCGUGCAGUCCACGGCGCACCGCAUCGGGACGCUUGAGCUGUCUGCGCGGCUCUUUGAGCUUCUCGCCCCGCUGCUGCAGGAGGAGCCAGAUGCGCCUGCGCAGCGCGGCGCCGUGUACGUUGGCAACGCGGCGGAGGAAUUUCGCGAGGAGCAGAACCUCGUGUGUCGCGUGCUGCACCUACUGCGGUCUGACGACGACGCGACGCAGCUGAAGAUGCUGAAUGGUGUGCGGAAGCUGCUGGGGCAGUGCGGGCCGGAGCGCAUUGCCGUGACACUGCCGACGUUGGUCUCGCUUUACGUCCGCCUCGCGCUCCGCACGGCGAGCAUGGCCGAGGCAGAGGGCAACGACGAGGGCGGCGCCGCGACGAAGCGGCGGGUGCCGUGUACCAGGCCCUUUCAGAUCAUUCACUGCGGGGACGGGAAGGGCAUUCUUGAGAUGCUUGCCGCUGAGCAGCCGGUGGAAGGCUUUCAGCUCUACCUCACAAGCGCCAACGCCGCGGACACGUGUGGUCUGCCGGAUGUGGCAUACGAGCUGUACGUCAGUGCCUUUCAGCUCUACGAGGAGAAUGCCGCCGACACGCGGGAGCAGAUUGAGAUGCUCACUUGCCUCAUCUCCUCCCUCUACGGCCUGCGCAGCGUCGCUGAGGAGAACUACGAGCUGCUCGCCACCAAAGUCUGCCAGUACAGCUCCAAGCUGGUGCGGAAGGUGGAUCGCAGUCGCGUGGUGGCGCUCUGCGCGAGUCUCUUUUGGAAGACCGCCCUCUCCGAGGAGAGCCACCGCCGGGUGCUCGAGUGCCUUCAGCGCGCGCUGAAGAUUGCCGACCACGUGCAGGAGGCGCAGCGGCUCGCGCUCUUCGUUGAGCUGCUGAACCGGCUGCUGCACUACUACGCCACGAGUGCGCCCGGGGUGACGGUGCAGUACAUCUCCGCCCUCAUAGACCUCGUGCAGGAGGCGACGAACAGCUGCGGUGGCGCCGGCGCGGGCGACACCGACGACGACGGCUGCGAAGCGGAUGCGCUGAAGGAUGCCGUGGGGGAGAAAAACGCGAGCCACGGGACGGACGUCGGCUCCGCAAGGGAAGUGUACACUGCAGCGCGCACGUUCUACCGCAACACGACACGCUACAUUCGAUCGCGGCAGCAGGUGGAUGAACGCUGGAAGGAAAUUGAUGUGUAG
Messenger RNA from Trypanosoma conorhini, 2676 nucleotides. RefSeq names its product vacuolar sorting-associated-like protein. The transcript has a single exon. Lineage: Eukaryota; Euglenozoa; Kinetoplastea; Trypanosomatida; Trypanosomatidae. Bases 1 to 2676 code for a protein of 891 amino acids. Gene Ontology annotation, cellular component: retromer, cargo-selective complex; late endosome; retromer complex. The record is from RefSeq and is a predicted model, not a curated record. Gene Ontology annotation, biological process: intracellular protein transport; retrograde transport, endosome to Golgi.